CUUUGCUUUGUUUUUAUACUUUGUUUGAUCAAUUCAACAAUGGCGUAGGACAAUAAAACAACUCUAAGCUUUGGAAUUCACAAGAAGUAAAACUGCAAUAACUUCCUGUUAAAACGAUUGAAAAUUUGAAAAUUACUGUUAUAAUGUGAAAUAAUUGGACAAGUGCGUUUUUAUUGUACACAUAUGACAUAUGAACAUUCUUAGAUUGUAUACAACAUUUGAUACGUUAUUCAGAAAACUACAUUUCAAAUAGACUUUAUAUGCUAUUUGAUAAUUACUCAUUAUACUUUAUAAGUGAUGUAUUAAUUGUUCAAUUUACUUUCUAGACUAUGGAAUAAUUGUUCGAUGACAUAACAAGCCAACGAUGAUCUUACUAAGGAUAUGAUAUCACCUGUUCUAAUAAUAUGGGCUUUUCUGUCGGUUCUGGUUUCCGGUUUAACUACGUAUGCAUUCGUUCAGCCUGUGUGGCUCGUUGGUUCCAAUCUGUUGGAUACGUUUGGAAUGAUAAGUUUGUGUUUAUCGAGAACAGUAUUUCCCGGAGGAAGCUUAAAACAGGAAUGUGAGUUUUAUGGUGGAUAUUUCAAUUUGGGAAACUUGCCGUCUGGAGCAUGGCAGGCGGCGUGUGUUUUAUAUGGGACAGGAUGUGUACUACUUUCAUGCGGAGCAUUCUUAGCUGUUUGUACAUCGUGCAUUCCAUGUGAUGUUGUUAGGACUGUUACAGUUAUGGCAGGAUAUGUACAGUUUGUAGCAGUCUUGGUAAUGAUUGCAGGAUUAUUUAUUUAUCCACUAGGAUUUGGAUCAUCGUUUAUAAGACAAUACUGUGGAUCUAAAUCCGUCAUGUACCAGGCCUACGAUUGCUCUAUGGGAUGGAGUUUUGUACUGGCUGUGACAGGGACGUGCCUAGCCAUGUUUUGUCCAGUUCUGUCACGGUUCACAGACAUGAAAGGGCGCGACAUAAUGCCUUAAUCUGUUUUCUCGAGAGUUAUUAGGAAAGACCAUAGUAUUAAAC
Molecule: messenger RNA, 1009 nt
Organism: Mytilus trossulus (common blue mussel)
Lineage: Eukaryota; Metazoa; Mollusca; Bivalvia; Mytilida; Mytilidae
Product: LHFPL tetraspan subfamily member 2a protein-like
Exons: 2
Coding region: 382-966 (194 amino acids)
Cellular component (GO): membrane
Source: RefSeq, a predicted model, not a curated record